AUUAGUAUUCAGACGACAAGAGCUUUGCAACAGCAGUGAGUCUGGUUCAUAGACCAAGCUGACACACUUGGUAGGAUGGAAAAAUAUCUACUUUACAGGAUCAGGAGAGUAAAUUGGAUGUAACAUUGCUUUCUACAACAGGGCCAUUAAAAAAAAAAAAAAUCUGUAGAAGAGUCUCCUGGAUGCUUUUGGAUUGCUGAAGAGAAAGAGCUUUGCAAAAGAAAAGCAAACAAUGUUCUGCUUCUAUCAGAGCACUGCCUGAGCUGCAAAGCCUGUCGAGAGAGGGCAGGAAUCACACUUGUGCUGAUGCUGGCUCCUAAAGCACACAGUCUUUCAGCCAACAGUAUGCUAGAUGGUGUGGGUCUAUUCUAAAGGGCUUUGUCAAAAGCUUGCUGCUCUUUUUAGCAAAGCCCCAAUGUCUGUCAAGCAGGGAGAAGAGAAACAGCACUAUGCAGCUGAGCACAGCACUGGGGUUUGUGAUUCUACCCUCAGCAUGGAAGAGAGACUUGAAUUGAAGAAAUAGCCCUCUCCACAAGGAUCUAGCAGUGGUUUCCUACAGCCUGGGAUCUUUUGCUCGGUUGGCAAUAGGAAGAUUUGUCUUCAUUGUAAGUGCCCACGGGAAGACCACAGUGCAACAGCAAUGCCACUGGAGAUGGAGAAAACAAUGAACAAGUUGAUGUUUGACUUUCAAAGGAAUUCGACCUCUGAUGACGACUCUGGCUGUGCUUUAGAAGAAUACGCUUGGAUUCCUCCCGGAUUGAAACCAGAACAGGUUCACCAGUACUACAGCUGUCUACCUGAUGACAAAGUCCCUUAUGUAAAUAGUCCUGGAGAAAAAUCCAGAAUAAAACAACUUCUACACCAACUGCCUCCACAUGACAAUGAAGUUCGGUAUUGUAAUUCAUUAGAUGAAGAGGAAAAGAGAGAGCUAAAACUCUUUAGCAACCAGCGAAAGAGAGAAAAUUUGGGACGAGGAAAUGUCAGACCUUUUCCGGUGACAAUGACGGGAGCAAUUUGUGAGCAGUGUGGUGGUCAGAUCAACGGAGGGGACAUUGCAGUAUUUGCAUCGCGAGCAGGACAUGGCAUCUGCUGGCAUCCCCAGUGCUUUGUAUGCACCAUUUGCAAUGAGCUGCUAGUUGAUCUUAUUUACUUCUACCAAGAUGGAAAGAUUUACUGUGGCAGACACCACGCCGAGUGCUUGAAACCUCGAUGUUCAGCAUGUGACGAGAUUAUCUUUGCAGAUGAAUGCACUGAAGCGGAGGGGAGACACUGGCAUAUGAAACAUUUUUGCUGCUUUGAGUGUGAAACUGUUCUGGGUGGCCAACGGUACAUUAUGAAGGAAGGCCGACCAUACUGCUGCAAUUGCUUUGAAUCUCUGUACGCUGAAUAUUGUGACACAUGCGCUCAACAUAUUGGUAUUGACCAAGGUCAGAUGACUUAUGAUGGCCAACAUUGGCAUGCGACAGAAAAUUGUUUUUGCUGCGCGCACUGUAAAAAAUCUCUACUUGGACGUCCUUUCCUGCCCAAGCAAGGACAGAUAUUUUGUUCCAGAGCAUGCAGUGUGGGUGAAGAUCCAAAUGGCUCAGACUCUUCAGAUUCAGCAUUUCAAAAUGCUAGGGCAAAGGAAUCCAGACGAAGUGCCAAGAUUGGAAAGAAUAAACCUAAGUUAGAAGACAGCAGCAUGAAGAUGCAUGCAGCAGCCAAUAGACUCUCCACAGAUGUAGAUCCACUCUCCUUACAGAUGGAUUUACUGAGUGUAUCGAGCCAGAACCCAAGCCUAAAUAGAGAUCAGUUAUGGAGAAGCAGGGAUGAACUGUAUCACUAUGGUAAUAAAAUAGAAAGAAGCCAAUCACAAAGCCCACUGCAGCUUCUUAGCCAGUGUAAUAUAAGAACGUCUUAUAACAGUGGACAGGGGGCUGGUGCCCAACCAGAUAUGUGGGCAAAGCAUUUCAGCAACCAGAAAAGAAGCCUGUCAAUGAUGGGGCACAGUGAGAGUUUCUCUCAGGACAACAGAGAGGAUUACUACCAAGGAAGGUUAAGACAGCAGGAAAGCUUUAGUGAUGUAUCCAGUCAUAGUUUCAACGAGGCACAGUCAAGUCUCAGAGUUCCAAAAUUUAAGGAUGCGAAAGGGAUGAGUUCCCAGCAGUGUCGAACAAGGCAUCCAAUUAAUGCACUUAAAUUCCCAGAAGGUCUUACCCCAACAGAACAAACGCCCAGAGGAUCAAUGGAAUCUCUUGCCCUUUCCAACGCCACAGGUGCUUCUGCAGAUGGAGGUCCAAAGCGGCAGGAGCAUCUAUCCCGAUUUUCUAUGCCAGAUCUGAGCAAAGAUUCUGGAAUGAACAUUUCUGAAAAACUCAGUACCAUGGGAACAUUAAAUUCUUCAUCUCAGUUUCGUAGUGUUGAAUCAGUCCGCAGUCUGCUCUCUGCACAACAGUAUCAAGACAUGGGACAAAAUCUUAGUGAUCUUGGUAACUCAAGCAAAUACAGGGACCUUCCACCCCAUGCUAGACUUCGUCAGGGAUUUACUUUUGAUGCAGGUAUGUCCAUGAAUGAAAUGCCUGGCCAGCCUAAUGUGAAAAUGACACCAAUGAGUGAGAGGACCAGAAGGCGAACACAGGCACGUGAGAAUGAUCAACAUUAUCGCCACCAUCGUCCGAGGAGGUCAAGGCGUUCCCGGUCAGACAACGCCCUCCACUUGGCCACUGAUCAGUGCAGUAAAUUAGAGCACCCACUGAUACGUACUAGAGAAGACUAUGAACGAUUCAUGCAACAAAGAGGAGCAAGGGAUUCAGUGGAUCAGGUUGCCAGAAGAGAGAUGUACAACCGCUAUCAAAGAACUGCAUCUGAUCUUGCUUUACAAAACCAUCUCUGUGAAAGAUACGGGCAGUAUAUGAAUGAAUAUGACUGGUGUUCAACAUGUUCCUCUUCUUCUGAAUCAGACAAUGAAGGAUAUUUCUUGGGAGAACCAAUUCCUCAACCUACCCGAAUGAGAUAUGUUACUAGUGAGGACCUUAUCCAUCAGUACGGUCAGUGUUCAGGAGGCAUACCAAAGUCUUCCACUUUGGGUGGUCGUGGACAAUUACAUAGCAGAAAAAGACGAAAGAGCAAGAAUUGCAUAAUUUCAUAGUAGUUUCCUUCAUAACUACAGUUCUAGAAUGUAAAUCAAUAACCCAUAGACUUGCACUGGUCUACAUUUUGAACACAAAUGUUUUAUAACAAAACAUAUAUUAAAGAUAGCAUAAGCCCCUUCUGUAACUCCCGUAUGUAAUUUGACAUCCUGAGUAUGAAUUAUGAGCUAUAUUUGAUAGUCAUAAUUGUUGAUAUAGUGAAUAUUGUAUUUUAUUAUAUUUUUUGCACACUUCACUUUAAAAACUUGCGUAGUUCAGUCCGCCAAAACACAACAAAAAACAACAAAACAAACAAAACUGCCAUGCUUCUGUCUAAAUACAAAUAUGCGUUCUAGUUUUGAAUGUAUGCCAUACACAUACAAUAUAUGCUGCUCGCUUAUCCCCCUUUUCUUUUUUUCUUUUUAAUUACCCUCUAUUACACGCUCUUCUUUCCAAGUAUUUUAGUUCUCAGACUAUGGUAAUGAUUUUAAGUUAUUUAGGCUCUUAUUGUAAAUUAAAUGUAAAUGAAAGUUCCGAUAAACUAUUUUUGUAUUUUGUAAUACCAAAUGAGUUUCUAUGUUUUAGGACUCUAGCUAUGAUGAACCUGCAUGCCUAGCUCAUAAGUGUCUGGUUGGUUUUAAUUGCAAACUGAUGUUUAUUUCUGUAAUGUGUAAUUUAUACACUAGGGAUGUGUGGCUAGUUUUAUUUUAAACAGUUAAGCAAUAUUGCAAAUUGAAAAUGUUAACACUAACCACUAUAUACCAUCCAGAGAGUUUUGCUUGGCAGGUGUGAUUUAUGGAGUCUAGCACCUUACAAAAUGUAUAAGAUAUAUAUAUACACACACAAAUCUAUAUGUAUAGUCAUGUAAAAAAAAAAAAAUAAUAACGUGAUUUCUGGCAGUGUGAGCCUUGAGAAAUCCCAGACGCGUAUAAACAAAUUUUUACCAAAGUAUGUUCAGACGUUUAUUUAGCUAUAGAAUAUUCUAAAAUUAAAUUUAAUGUUUUAACUCAGGACGGUUUAUUUGGAAUACCCGUAGGUUAGUUGAAAACCACUCUUUUUUUUUUUUGCCCUCCCAGCAGCCUAACGUCAGGAUUAACCAAGAUUAAUUUGCUAUGUAUAGCUUAUUAACAUAAGAAUCCAGGUGCUGAAUGUUUCAUUAAUCAAAUGAAGGUACUUCUGAGCAAGGCAAGGCUACAGCAAAUCGUUGCAAUAUGCAUAUGGUUAGCCAUGUCUAUACAUUUUGUAUAAAGCCGUAUAACAAAACAUUAGUUCCUCACCCCAAGUUGUACUUAAUAAUAUGUUAAUAGAAUGUGGAAAUUGAAGACUAUGUGGCUACCUGAUCUUGCCUGAUCUUGCUAUAGACCCACCUCAUCAAAAAUAUUGACCUUUGUAUUUAAAGUCACAUAUCAGUUUAAAAUUAUCUCCACAUCCACUGGGGAAGGCUGACAGAUUUUAAAUGAUAGAGUUAAGGAUCUUAUAGUUGGGGCCUUAUCUAUGCUUAUAUCCCCUAAUUUAAAGAGAUCUUUGGACUCAUCAUUUUGCCCUUGUAUCACCAUUCUGUACAAAGAGCUGUACCAAAAUAACAGCACCAAUGCUGUAACCAAAACCAGACUAUUUUAGGAUUUUAUUUCAUUUAUGUACAGUAUUGUUACAAUGUUAAACUUUCUAGUAACUGUAAAGAUUAAAAAAAAAAUGCAAAUGGCGCAGUUGUGUUCUCUCCGCAUCAGAUUGUGAAUUGUUAUAUGCAUCUGUGACUAGAGGUAUUUUUAUCUGCUUUCAUUUGCUGUAAGAGUGAAGGAACGGUUCAAUGCUGCUACAAUCUCUCAGAAGAAACUACGUUGGAAAUCUCAUUGGGAGUAGAUUGUAUAAUGUUGUACUAAAUACAUGCGUUUUGCUUUAAAAUGCCUUGAACUGCAUAUCUUGUAUCUGAAAGGUGUUCAACAUCAUUUGCUGUUCAGAUUUAAAUAUUAAAGCAUAUUCAUUAACCUU
Pelobates fuscus (common spadefoot toad) is the source of this 5096-nucleotide messenger RNA. RefSeq names its product prickle planar cell polarity protein 2 (gene PRICKLE2). The record is from RefSeq and is a predicted model, not a curated record. Bases 641 to 3127 code for a protein of 828 amino acids. The transcript has 8 exons. Gene Ontology annotation, molecular function: zinc ion binding. Lineage: Eukaryota; Metazoa; Chordata; Amphibia; Anura; Pelobatidae.